Molecule: messenger RNA, 552 nt
Organism: Sporothrix schenckii 1099-18
Lineage: Eukaryota; Fungi; Ascomycota; Sordariomycetes; Ophiostomatales; Ophiostomataceae
Exons: 1
Coding region: 1-552 (183 amino acids)
Source: RefSeq, a predicted model, not a curated record
AUGCUGAUUGGUGAACAAUGCCCCGAGUCUGGCUUAAGGACGGCAGGGGCACUGGGACUUUCCUCGGCCAUGCUAGUGGGAAGAGCUCCGCGAUCUGGCCUGGCCAGGCUAGCAACCCCCACGCAGACGGCUGAAAGAGGCUCACAACGAACGAGGAAGUAUUCAUUGGAGCGCAAAGAUGGACUAGUAAUGCAGAGACAGAUGGGACGCCGCAAGUAUCAUAUAACAUUUACGUGCGAUAAUCUCGAAUGGGUAGAAUGGUGCGACCGACGGUCCCUGGUUUGGGGUCUGGAACAUCAUCGCUUCAGUAAACUCUUAUGUGAACUCCCCUCGUCUAGACUGCUUGUAGGCUUGGCCGUGGCCGCGACUUCGCCCGUCCACGUUUUAGCCUGGCCGGUGGGCGCGCCGCACGUCAUGAUGGACGCAGCGGGCAUACCCAGUUCCAGGCCGCUGUACGUCCGACGAGCUUUGGUGGUGGGACGCGACGAGCCAUUGGCUGCCGUGUGUUGUCUUCCGCGGCAGAGCCCCGUGGUCGACAAGUGGCGGGCAUAA